This is a messenger RNA of Psilocybe cubensis, 1344 nucleotides long. RefSeq lists its product as uncharacterized. NCBI's taxonomy places the organism in Eukaryota, Fungi, Basidiomycota, Agaricomycetes, Agaricales, Agrocybaceae. The coding region runs from base 1 to 1344 and encodes 447 amino acids. The record is from RefSeq and is a predicted model, not a curated record. The transcript has 2 exons.
AUGCCAGAACUACCCCAGGAAUUGCUUGAAUGCGUCAUAGACGGCGUAGCAGAGAACUCGGAACGAGAAGGGUGUUGGUUAGGCGCCGACCUUUUCCAGUGCUCGCGCGCCAGCCGAUCCUUACGCCCUCGGUGUCUGGUCUAUAUAUUCUCCUCUAUUUACAUUCGAGGAGGUGGCCAGGAGGAAUGGGAAAAUAGGCUAAUCGCACUUCUCGAACUCAUUGAAGACCGACCCGCGAUCGCGAAGUGGAUACAGGAACUCGUUCUAAGCACCUCAGAUGUGGAAGUCGAAAACCCGAUGUACCCUUUUAUUCGUCAAAACAGAUAUCCCACAACGUUUGGCCACCCAUUAUUCAAAAGACUCAUGCAGGUGGCAUCACCCAUUCGCAAAGUGUCCAUCAAACGACGGCAUGCGGCCGGACAACCCUCUGCUGUGGCUCUCGAGCCACUCCUAACUCUGCCCCCUGUGCGGUCUCUGGAAAGCAUCACUUCCUUAUCAUUCGAAGGUCUUCAACAAUUGCCACUGUCGAUGAUUAUAUGGUGUCACAAUCUCACUUCACUCGAACUCUUAGACGUCCAAGUGCAGAAACUUGAUGAAGAUAAGAUGUUUGAAGAAUCCGGUGUACCCGUGCUACUGGUCUCACUGAAGCAUCUUACUAUCGCAUACACCACUCGUUCCCGUAGCCAUCUCCGCCCGUUUUUUAACUCGAAGUAUGUCAAUCUUUCGGGUCUGAAGUCGCUCACUGUGUAUAUGGAAGGCAUUGUGUUGAAUUUAAAUGAAUGGACGGAAUUCAUAAAACAGGAAAUUCCUCUCAAAUUAUGCUCCCGUUCUCUCGAAGAAUUAACCUUGCUCAGUCGUAAUGGUCAACGUGGUCCCGGAUGGAUCCCAAUGGAACACCCAAUGAAGGAACUCAAGUCUUUGCGUCGUUUACGCGCAUUUUACUUCGAAACUCUAUACUCUAAGAACAUGGACCAUUCCUCCAUAAUCUUGAAGUACAUACGCUCAAACUCGCUAAAAAAACUCACCAUCGAAGUCUCAUUGCUGGUUUCCUUGGAUAACGGAUUAGAGGAGCUGGACAAACUGCUUAACUUUGAUCUGGAUUCCUUCUCCAUGGAAAUUUUGCGAAUUAUGGCCAGUGGGUCCACCUUCGAGCUCAGACUCGCAUGUCGGGUUCAGGCAGCAGCACCAUUAAACGAUGGUGUCCUAUACGAGUCUCGUCUUCGCGCCAAGUGUUAUCAGCUUCUGGCAAUCAUUCGACGUUACCACUUGAAAAUGCUGGACAAUCAUCCCUUUGUCAAUCUGCGCAUGGAUAAAGUUCGAGUCGUGUUUUUGCAUAGUAUGUAA